AUGGUGCUGAUCAACUCUGCUCUGUUUGCUGAUGAUACUUUAGAAGAAUUGGACUGUGAACAUGUCAGCUGGAAAGUUAUAUAUGGUGUUACCGAGGAAGCCGAUUGCCACGAAUAUAUUCGACAAUCGGAACGGUGUUCCCGCACAGGGCUCCUGUCUCUCAACGGAAUCAAAGGCACCAUAUCGCUUUUCAGAACUCAAAACCAAGUCAUUGAUAUACGCGCCUACCUACCACACCGAAAAGCCGAAACACGGAAGGCUCUCGGCGUUUGGCCAAUAUGCACUGUUAAUUAUUCCGUACUGUUGUAA
Messenger RNA from Dibothriocephalus latus, 309 nucleotides. NCBI's taxonomy places the organism in Eukaryota, Metazoa, Platyhelminthes, Cestoda, Diphyllobothriidea, Diphyllobothriidae. The record is from the annotation of a GenBank genome assembly.